Molecule: messenger RNA, 5722 nt
Organism: Gallus gallus (chicken)
Lineage: Eukaryota; Metazoa; Chordata; Aves; Galliformes; Phasianidae
Gene: IGF2
Product: insulin like growth factor 2
Exons: 4
Coding region: 587-1150 (187 amino acids)
Cellular component (GO): extracellular region
Molecular function (GO): hormone activity; growth factor activity
Source: RefSeq, marked validated
GCCCGUCUCCUCGCUCGUGGGGCAGCCAGCCGGGAGCAGCGGGCAGCAGGCAGCCGGCCCCUCAGCCCCAGCCAGGGGACGCAGUCAGUAAACACCACAACAACCAAAAAGUGAGAGCCACCCAAGGGGCAGUCAAGGCAGGAGGAGAGAAAGAGGAGGAAAAAAAGGAAAAGGGGGUAAAACCAGGAGGAAAAAAAAAAAAAGAGAGAGAGAGAGAAAAAAAAAGAAAAAGAAAAAAAAAAAAGGAGGGAAAAACAAGAAAGAAAAGGAGAAAGAAAAGGAGAAAGAAAGAAAAGGGAAGCGCUCGCCUGCUCUCUAGAAUAACAAAAUACCUGAUCGUAACAAAAUAACAUCCUCCAGACCAAAUCAAGCAGGGACUUGACAUACCAAAAGGCAAAGCGAGGAGAGCGAGCCAGGGCGCGGGGAAGGCGAGCCAGAGCCGCGAUCGCUGCCAGGGCCGGACAGCAGCAUGGCAAGCGCCGGGGCACACACGGAUGAGCGCUGCCGGCAGCCUGCCUUCCUCCCCGGCCCGCCGCCGACAGAAGUUGAGAGCGGCAGCGGCAGCGCCAGCGCCAAGGUGCAGAGGAUGUGUGCUGCCAGGCAGAUACUGCUGCUACUGCUGGCCUUCCUGGCCUAUGCGUUGGAUUCAGCUGCGGCGUAUGGCACGGCGGAGACCCUCUGCGGUGGGGAGCUGGUGGACACACUGCAGUUCGUCUGUGGGGACAGGGGCUUCUACUUCAGUAGACCAGUGGGACGAAAUAACAGGAGGAUCAACCGUGGCAUUGUGGAGGAGUGCUGCUUUCGGAGCUGUGACCUGGCUCUGCUGGAAACCUACUGUGCCAAGUCCGUCAAGUCAGAGCGUGACCUCUCCGCCACCUCCCUCGCGGGCCUCCCAGCCCUCAACAAGGAGAGCUUCCAGAAGCCAUCUCAUGCCAAGUACUCCAAGUACAACGUGUGGCAGAAGAAGAGCUCGCAGCGGCUGCAGCGGGAGGUGCCAGGCAUCCUGCGUGCCCGUCGGUACCGGUGGCAGGCGGAGGGGCUGCAAGCAGCUGAGGAAGCCAGGGCGAUGCAUCGUCCCCUCAUCUCCUUGCCCAGUCAGCGGCCCCCAGCGCCGCGGGCAUCCCCUGAAGCGACCGGCCCCCAGGAAUGAACUGUGACCAGCCGGCUCGAUUUGUGAUCUCCUGGGGAGAGACUGGCGAGACUCGGCCCCCCUGAGCCCCUCCGUCCCCGAGCCGAGGAGCGGGGCGGCAGGCACCAUCACGCCGCUCCGGCCCCAACCAAACAACUGACACAAGCAAGGAGGGGAUGGCAGCAGCCGUGUGCAGCGUCCUCCUUUUGGGGUGGGGGGGAGGGUUGUUUCGUUUCCCAGGCCUGUUUCGUUUCCCUCGCGCACCCAGUAUUUUUCAAGCCUUGUACUUACGAAGGGACAGUUGGGCACUUGAACUUUUUGCUGCCGGGCGCUGUGUGACAUCCCCAGUGCCAACACUAGAAGACAAAAGAAAGAGCAAGAGGGAAAAAGGAUAUGAAGUUAACUUUUCUUUUAAGUUUUUUUUUUUUCUCAAGAAGAAGAGUCCAUUCCAUGUCUUUCUUGACAAUAAAGUGAAAAGCAAAAACAAAUGGGGAGAAAUGUUGAGGGAUGUAACUUUUUUGCCUCAUUUCCGCCCAACUUUUUUUUUCUUUCUUUUUCGUUGGUAACUUUUCUUAUUUUUAUAACUUUUUUUUUGCACCUUUAAAAAGAAAACGUAACUGAGACGAAGUUCCGAGGAGACCCAUCUGCAUUUUUUGUGUGUGUGCUUAAUUACAAGAUUCCAAAUCGACUUGCACCUUUUUGAAACCAUCGCUGACGGGAGAAAGAGAGGAAGAGGAGAGAGAGAGAGAAAGAGAGAGAAGAAAAAGGAAAGGGGAAAAAAAAAAAAAGAAGUGAGCUGAUGCUCACUUUAAAUGGAGGAGGCGUCUGCAUUGCACAUUUGCCACGGAUUUAGUUGAUUUAUAUAUAUAAUAUAUUAUAUAACUUUUUUGGCAAAAAAGCACUAUUUUUAUGGGACAUUUUGUGUAGUAUCUGAAGAGGGAUUGUAAUGUUUAAAAUGUGUUAUGGUGCUAAAGUAAGUUGGAAGGGAAAAAACCCAGAAAUAGCAAGGGAGGGUGGGGAGGGAAGGACAAGAUAGCGAAUACUGAACUUGAAAUUUUAGCUUUUCGUUUUAGGAAAAGUGUGAUAAAUGUGUUUCUUUUCUCUUCUGAAAUAUAGCUUGGUCAUGACCAUAUGAGCUAGUUGGCUGUCACUCAUGUACACAGAUGCACGCACACACAGAAAUACAUCUACAUGCAUUCUUUUUUUUUCUUUCUUUCUUUCUUUCUUUUUUUUUUUUUUUUUGUAGGAAAAAAAAACAAUGAUUUAGACUAAAAGGGAACUGUUCUAGAUACAAACUAUUCUGAAUGGCGAAGGUAUUGCCGGUUACAACUCCAGGCCCUGCUUCUGCAUGGACCCUGGUGAAGAUCAGCUUCUCCAUCCUCUCAACCCUGACAGCUUGCUCGCUGUGCAGAAGUGCCAGCCCCAUGUCCCUCCAUCUCCUUUUCCUUCUCUUGCCCCUUGCGUCCUUCUUGCAGAACCCCCUGCCCUCCUCCUCUUGCCCCAUGCCCAAGGCUUUGGAGGAUGGCCCUUGGGAAUGAUGGGGACCCUCCCCACCAUGGGGCAAGCGUCCCCCCUGGCGUAGUGGCCUCCACCGAUGCGACGGCCUCAGUCAGCAUGGUGACCUCCAUCAGCAUGGUGGCCUCAACCAAUGUGAUGGCCUUGGUCAGCAUGAUGUACGGUCCCCGUCAACAUGGUGGCUUCCAUCAACAUAUUUCCUCCAUCAGCGUGAUGGCUUCUGUCAGCAUGGACGACCAUCAUCAGCAUGGAUGGUCUCCAUCAACACGGAUGGCUUCCAUCAUCAUGGUGGCCUUUGUCAACCUGGUGACCUCCAUCAGUGUGGUGGCCUCCUGCCUGAUGGCUGGGAUAGGUUCACAGGCAGGGAAAAGGCAAGCCUCUUGCUUGAGGCUCAGGACUCAAUGAGCAGAUGGGUUGGAGAGGUGGGCAGAGGGCUGUAAAAUAGGUUGGUUUUUAAAAUAAUAUAUAUUAUCUGUCUAGGAACCAUAAAAAGGGGGGAAUCAAUUACAUCUCCCUAUGAUAUACUCUCACUUGCUAAUAAAAUGGGGACACUCUGUUAACCAGUUCUGUACUUGCUUUGUCUUAUAUAUCCAUACAUUUAAAACAAACAAACAAACAAAAAAAAAAGACUACUUGAAUUGUAUUCUAUUUCGUGGUUUUGAGGGGAGGGCUGGGGGAUUCUCAAGAGAGGGAGGAUUUUAAUGUAUAAUCAUUUUGUUUGUUAUUACCUUGCAAUGUUGAGCCAUGAAGCCUUUGUUUAAAAAAAAUGGCACUGCAAUACACAACAAAGAAAAUCCUUUAUUUAUUUUAUUAAAUAUAUAUGGAAAAGAAUGAAAAUUGGUCCAAAUUAAAGGGGGGGAGAGGGGGGAGGGAAGAGGGUGGGGCGGGAAGGCAGAACAAAAACAGCAAUUGAAAAUAAUUGACUUUCUUUUUUUUCUUCCUUUCCAUGUGUCUUUUUUUAAAAGAAACCUAGUUUUUAUUUUUUAAAAAGAGAAGUAAAAGCUUUCCUGGAUGCUUUGUACCAAAAAAAAAGAAAAAUGAAAAAAAAAAAAAAAAAAAAAAGAAAACCAGUUAAACAAAUAAAUAUCCAUCCAGAAUACAAAGCCUGAUUUUUUUUUUCUUUUAGUUUUGGUUUAUUUUUGCUCUUGGGGUUGGAGUUGGGUGGGGAGAAGGCCACACCAAACAACAGGGGACCUUAAUCUCAAGUCCUUUCCAAUUCACUGCAGGUGUAGACAGUUUGGGUCUGUUCCUGUCCCCACCCCAGCACCUGUCGUUGACCUUCAGUUUUGUUUGCAGGAGUGGGUGUCCUUCUGUCGGGUGAGGACUGAUUUAAUUGCAGCUUCUGGUGGCUGCUGCUGGAAAUGUUGUUUAGCAUAUUUGUUCCAUUUUUGCUUUCCCCCCUCCCCCCCCACCCGCAUAAAUCAUGGUCAUGGUGGACAUUCAGAGAUGACUUAAAAACAGGUGAAACUCCAAGCAUAUCUCUUGCCUGCUUCCACAGCGAGCAAACAACUGGGGCUGGGAGCUCCAUAAGGAUGCCAAUGCCAUUUCCAAGCACUGCGUUGAUGCUGCUGGAAGUGUCCCCAGCUUUGGGCAAAGCACUCAAAAUCCCCUCUGUUAUGCAAAAUAAAAUAAGUUAGGCACUUUGGCACUUGCAUGGGUGCACUGAGCUCUCUUCCUUCCUGGGAUGCCAACAACCUUGACACCUUCUGCAUCCUGGUGCUUGUGGUGCUUGCAUUGGUGAGACAAAUACACAGAUACACAUUGAGGUUUGGGUAGUGAGGCCAGGGAUGCUGGCAAGGAGUGGGAGUGUAUCUGCUGCUACACAUCACAAAGUGGCUCUUUUCCACCUCAACUGCCAUGGGGCCAGAGCAGAGUGAUAAAUCUGGGGUAAUUUUUUGGAAAUGUGUGAAAUUGUUUAAAAUGUGCCCUCUGGCUCAGCAAAUAGCACACUGGUGUGCAAGGGUAGAAUCAAGCAGCCCCACGAAGCUCUGAGCCUGCUCUUGUCCAGUGAGGUCCAUUGAGUGGGUGAGACUGGCUGAGAUGGGACCUUUUCUUCUUCUGAGGGACCUCAAGUUACUUCUGUUGCCUGCAAAUCUCCAUCGCAGGUUAAUAGAUAAAUCACAGGCAUAGCUUGGAAAUCCUUGGGGAGGAUUUCCACAGCUUGGAGUGGAUCUGGAAACCCCAAAACCUCCAGUCGGUCUGAUCCAGUGACUUUCUGUGCUCUUCUGACACACAAGGGUACAGAAAAGAAAACAACUAUGCCAACAGAGAAAUCUGUAAUGGUGUUCGAUGCCCCAGGAAAAAUCAGUCCCUUGAUCUCAGUGCUAUUGCUGAGCUCUGCAGAAGGCAAAGGGCAAGAGACUUUUGCAUAAAGCAUCACCUCCGAGGGUAUUUUUCCCAUGAGAUUCCCACUGGGAUAGAGGAAAGGAAGGAGCAUGCAGCCUGCUGCAGGGAGGUGGCCACACCUUUGUAAGGUGUGUAAAUCACUGUCUUGGCUUAUUCUGGGUAUGGGGAGAUUUAGGAGAGGGAAAAAAAAAGAAAUACUAAUCAUAUACUUAUCUUCUUUUUCCACUCUUCUAUGCCAUUUCUGAGAUCAGUUUUCAUUUUAAAAUCCAGACAGCAGCUGAGCUGUUUUCUUAGUGUUCAAUAAGUAGUGCCAAUGCUGUCAGGAUUGACUGAGCCUACAGACUGAUUCCUUUACUUCCUUGUUCCCUCAAAGCUUCAUCCAUUUCAUCCUUCUGCUCUCAAAAGCUCUUUUUUUUUUUUUUUUUUUUGGUGAUGUACCUAGCUGCACUAAACAAAGGGAAGAACUGUAUUUGUUGUUCAUGUUGAUGCUGUUUUUAAGAAGUGGGUUUUUUAAAUUGUUUUUAUUUAUUUUUAUUUUUUUAUACACUAUUGUCCACUGAUGUUUUAUAUGGCUGUGGGGAAGCCUGGGAAAGGCAUUGAUGCAUCACCAACAAUGUCACUUGUCUGCACUCAAGCAAUAGGCAAGACACACACUUCCUAGAUUGUGCACCUAUUGUACUUUCCAUUUGUAAUACAUUAUCAAUAAAGCAAAUCAGCUAUAAGAACCUUUCA